Messenger RNA from Ylistrum balloti, 606 nucleotides. RefSeq lists its product as uncharacterized. Bases 1 to 606 code for a protein of 201 amino acids. The transcript is spliced from 2 exons. The record is from RefSeq and is a predicted model, not a curated record. NCBI's taxonomy places the organism in Eukaryota, Metazoa, Mollusca, Bivalvia, Pectinida, Pectinidae. Gene Ontology annotation, molecular function: nucleic acid binding; zinc ion binding.
AUGGAGCCACAUAUUGAUUUCUAUGAUAUAAUGAACAAGUUGGAACGCAGAUUUGGUUUCAAAGAACUACCAGAAACCAGCCAAGCUAUACUACGUUCAGCAAAACAGUGGCCUGAUAAGUCCUUGGCUGACUGGGCGGACCGGGUGCCGUCCAUUAGCACAAAGGCAUACAAAGAUCUGCCAGAUGAGUAUAUGUAUCAACAAGCCAUAUUGACCAUCUGUCAGGGAGCACUGGACAAAGAGGCUGGCCAACAUACCGCGAUGGAGGAGGCACAAUCGAUACAAGAGGUGGCAGGCAGCAUCAAGAAAGAAAGCUUAGAGAAAAAAGUGAACAGCCUCGAAAGCAAAAUUAAUGAUAUGGAGAAAACUAUGAGGAAAUUCAUGAGCAACCUUUAUUACCAGAGGAGGCAAGAUCCUAUAACACAACCUUCACAGAAGGCUGUUGCAAACGCUUGUUUCCACUGCGGGGAAGAAGGGCAUUUUAAGGUCAAUUGUCCUCAGCUGGGGGGAGAUACAAGAGCCCAUGUUGUAAAAAAUGAAGAGAAGGUACGAGAUGAUAAUACAGGUCAUUCUUUAAACUUGGAUAGGUCGAAGGAGGAGGCCUGA